AUGGAAGAAGGCCAAAAUUUGGUCACUUUCGAGAAAACUUUGUCUAAACUUGAGUGUAAUUCGAACACCUUUUCAAAGCAACUCAAUCAACUUCUAAAUUCUGUUAAUUUUAAUAAAUUUAAAACCAGUUCCUCUGGCAUAGAAUAUGCCAAAUUUUGCUCCACUAUGGCCUUUGUUCUCUGUUCACUUCACUACAGUAUUAAUAUACACUAUUAUAUACACUUAUAUUUACAUCAUGUUACUUUAUCUUAUUUUUUACUAGAAGGAGGGAACGUAGGGUCUCAUCCCGUAUCUAACCAUUUGAACCGAAUAAAAUCCUAUAUGAAACAAAUUAAUGAUAAGGAGACUCAAGGAAAAGCGGAUAAUAAGGUUCGAAUAAAUAAAGAGGCUGUUUUAAUUUUAAGUGAAAUUGUGUAA
Theileria annulata is the source of this 417-nucleotide messenger RNA. RefSeq lists its product as uncharacterized. The transcript is spliced from 6 exons. Bases 1 to 417 code for a protein of 138 amino acids. Lineage: Eukaryota; Apicomplexa; Aconoidasida; Piroplasmida; Theileriidae. The record is from RefSeq and is a predicted model, not a curated record.